AUCACAGAUGUAGUAGCAGUAUUAAUAGUAAUGUAGAAGUAAUGGUAUAAUUACCAGUGAAUUUUAUUAUUGGAAUUUUAAGUAAGCGGAAUCCGUAAUUCUCGGAAUUUUCGUUCAAAUAUCCCGCAUUUACUGUUUCACGCCCAGUUUGACGUCACAGCUCGGGGUUCUCAAACGCUCUGCACCGCACCCAAACAAACACGAGUAAAAAAGUUAUAUAUCCAUUCAAUGUAAAAUUUUGUAGUUCUUCGUGUCUUGCAAAAAGGACUAUUCUGCCUUGGUAAAGUAUUCAAUGGUUUAAAGGUUCAGAUAGGUGGCGCUUUUCGUUAACUUCACCAGCGCAGAAAACACCAAUCACGUUCCAGGAACUUUGACGCAAUUUGCAAAUGGCCGUGAAAAGGACCGAUCUUGAGGGUGUAUGAAAAGCUAAUGGUGGAUUGUUCCGUGAUAAAAACUUGUGAAAUAUCCUUGUUUUAGUGUGGUGAUAUUGAAAAGAUACAAAAUGUGCCAAAAAGUGGUUAUCCAAUCUUAAUGGUGAUAUAGAAAUCGCCCGAAAAUCGCUGGAGCGUCGAUCGAAGGGACAUUGCUGACAGAAGGGUAAAGUUCCAGUUCCAUUUUGGCUAGUCUUGAUUCUGUACGGCCUCUAAAGAUAAAAUACAUUAUUCACGAGUAGUUCGUAUUAACUUUUAUGUGUUCGUUAGCUGUGUUAAUUAUCUUUCAAUUACAUGGGUAUAGACAAGAGCCUAAGCCGGCUAGUAUAUUGCUUAAAACAUUAUAAAAAAGGAUUGAUCGGUGCGUUGCGUGUUGUACGUGCGCGGCGCGCGGUUGUCGAUCGUCUGUUCCACGUGAGCUGUGUGUGACGCGUGUAUUAAUCAUGAACGAGCUGGACAGCCUACGCCAGGAGGCGGAAACCCUUAAAAACGCUAUUAGAGAUGCGAGGAAAGCGGCAUGCGACACGUCGCUGGCCCAGGCCACCUCGAACCUGGAGCCGAUCGGUCGCAUACAGAUGCGCACCCGACGAACCUUGCGCGGUCAUCUCGCGAAGAUCUACGCCAUGCACUGGGGCAGUGAUUCCAGGAACUUGGUGUCGGCCAGUCAGGACGGUAAGCUGAUCGUGUGGGACAGCCACACGACCAACAAGGUGCACGCGAUCCCGCUGCGCUCAUCCUGGGUGAUGACCUGCGCCUACGCGCCCUCGGGCUCCUACGUCGCUUGCGGUGGACUGGACAACAUCUGCUCGAUUUAUAGCCUGAAGACGCGCGAGGGCAACGUGCGCGUGUCCCGCGAGCUGCCCGGCCACUCGGGCUACCUGUCCUGCUGCCGCUUCCUCGACGACAACCAGAUCCUGACCAGCUCCGGCGACAUGACCUGCGCGCUGUGGGACAUCGAGACCGGGCAGCAGUGCGGGCAGUUCACGGGCCACACCGGUGACGUCAUGUCGCUGUCGCUGGCGCCGGACCAGCGCACGUUCGUGUCCGGGGCGUGCGACGCGUCCGCCAAGCUGUGGGACGUGCGGGACUGCACGUGCAAGCAGACCUUCCCGGGGCACGAGAGCGACAUCAACGCGGUCACGUUCUUCCCGUCCGGGUUCGCGUUCGCGACGGGCUCCGAUGACGCCACGUGCCGCAUGUUCGACAUCCGCGCCGACCAGGAGCUCGCCAUGUACUCGCACGACAACAUCAUCUGCGGCAUCACGUCCGUCGCCUUCUCCAAGUCGGGCCGCCUGCUGCUCGCCGGCUACGACGACUUCAACUGCAACGUGUGGGACUCCAUGAAGAGCGAGCGUGCCGGCAUCCUGGCCGGCCACGACAACCGCGUGUCGUGUCUCGGCGUCACCGAGAACGGCAUGGCGGUCGCCACCGGCUCCUGGGACUCCUUCCUGCGCAUCUGGAACUAAACAUCUCACACAAACAAACACCUAAACACACACCCAAACAUAUGUCGCAUGAUUAGUCAAACAUCGAUCCAUCUAUAUAUGUAUAUCUAUAAAAGUUAAUGUCUGUAUAUUCGUCUUGUACGCCGAUUGAGUUGAAGCUUUGUAUAGUUGUGAACGGCUGCGUGAAUGUUUUUGACUUAGUACCGUUAUAACACGGUAGGUGGCGCGCGAGUGCCUCGUGGAGCGAUAGAGACGAUAAAGUGAGGCACGAUUUGACUAGCAUUCAAUGUACCAAUUUAUUGUUCAGCCGAUUUACACGUGAGCUCAUUUAUUGAAAUUUAAAUGUAUCUGAAAAACGAGAUGGUACUAAUAAGCAUUUAUGGAGAUAAUAUAAUAGCGAAGGCAACGUAUGAAUCACAACUAUUGUCUUUUUUGUUGCUGUUAUCUCUGAACUUCAUAUUACAUAUACAGACGAUUUUAUUGAACAACGUUUGAGCAGAACGUAUGUUUUUCUAAACAUGUGACAUAGUGUAAAGUCAUUAGUGUCCCUUUUUUUUAUAAUGAACUUUUAUCGAUUUUGGUUAGUCAGAGGUUGCGGCCCCUCGUCAAUAGAUGGCGCUUUAACGUCUUCUCGCUCGUGAUCGACGUAAAAUCUCGAAUCGCGAUCAAAGGAUAGCAAAUAAACGCACCAAAACGUUCGAUAAAGUUAAUUAUAUAGAUCACGUUUCGUGCGUGGGGGCGCGGUGUGUCCGUCAGUCCGUAUAUUUAGUUCCCUACAAUCGAAUAGCGUCGCCAGCCUCCCGAACGCGGCGCGGUUAUCGAGAAGCCCCUUUUAAAAAGUACGCGAUAAAAUUCGAAUCCGAUCUUGUAGAAUUAUUCUCGAUCGGAACGGCACGAAAUCAUAAUAAUUAUUAUUAUUUUAUAACAACAACAUAAAAAAAAAAAUACGGGGCAGAUCGUUUGAGAUCGCUUAAUUUAUUUUAUCUAAUGUUAUACGGUAUGUAAUGAUUCCCUAACAUACGAGGAAAAAGCAUUUAAAGAAAACCUAGGGAUGUAAUGUGUGUAUGUCUGUAUGUGUGUACGUGUGCACGUGCGUUUAUCACUUAUAUAAAACUUACUUAUAUGAAAUUUGAAUAUAUGUUAUAUUAUUAUUAUUGUAAUGUAUUUACACUUACGUUUACCGCUGCGUAGCUAGGACGUGUGUCAACGCGGCCCGGUUAUGUUUAUGUUCAUUGGUGAAACCUUCGCACAACAUAUUCGUACAAAUAAUAACAUAAUUAUAAUAACAUUUAAUAAGAAAUAUAACGUCAAAUCCUACAAAGAACCAAAUAUAAUUAUAUUAUUAAAAAUAAAUAAAAAAAUGUCUAUAAUUUAUUGAUUAAUUAGAAUUUUUUUUUUUUAUAAUUUUUUUUUAUUUACAUCGACUCUUGUGUACAGAAGGCACACAGUUAAUGUCAGACGAACAGAUCCUCGUUGUUGGCCGACUUCAGAUAAUUAGAAAGAGGUUCUCGUUUCGGGGCCUAUAUUCUAUAAUAUGAUUCUUUUUGUGCUUUUGAAUCUUAUGUGUAAAUAAUGUUUCAUGUGUGUCUUUGAGGUCUAAUAUACUAUAUCGACAGGUGAAAAGCUAUUGUGUGUUUUAAGCGGCAUUUUUACAACUUUACAGGAGAGCCAUUUAAAGCUUAAAAUUUGGAAUUAAUAUCAUAACAAAAAAACUUCGGCUAUUUGAACGGAGUGAACUUAAUUGAAGUUCAAUUAAAAACAUUCGACUAUUGAUUUAUGUUAAUAACAAAUAAAACGCACAAAAUUUAAUUAAAAAGAUAAAUGUCGCUUUACCAAGUAACCUUUCACCCCUCGAUAUAAAAACUUCAUUAUUUUUUUUGUUAAUGAAAGAGAUCAAUGAUUUUAUUAAUUGAAAUUUAAAAAAAUAUGUAUUGUUUUUUUUUUAAAGAGCGUCAGUUAUUAUCCAGCAUCAAUUAUUUGCUUGGGAUGUUCAAAACGAUUGACGUUGUCAGCAAAAUCUGUUGGCACAUUGGCACUGUCGAUGUGCGUGCCAACUUGCACGCUGACACGCCCAAAAUAUGUAUUCUAAAGAUGUCGCCCUGAAAAAAUUAAUGUAAUUAACUCUCUCAAAUUCAAACAAGACUAAGAUGAAAAAGCACGCCAUAUAAAUUGAUAUAGUCAUUAAACUAAUUAAUAAGGUCUUUUUGAAAAUGAUUUAAGAGAAUCGGCAUUGAAAGAAUCACACAAAGAUAAACUUGAGUGUACAAUAAAAAAAAAUCUGAAUUUUUAUUGUUCUAUAGCAGUUUCUGAUUUUGUAUUCGCUUAUAUGUGUAUAUUAAAAUCGUCUAUUAAAAACAUUACUGUACCAGAGUUAUUACUUUAAUGAGUCUUUAAGUACGCGGAAUGAUUUAUGAGCGUGAAUGGUGUAAUGACGAUGUUACCAAUUAUUUUACAGAAAAAAAAACCAUUUAACAAAAAAAAAAAAAACAAUAAAAUGUACCAUCUUAUUUAUUUAUCUUUUAUUUUUGAUUUGAAAUGGAGACACGUGUUUGUUUGUUUGUUUUUUUAAUGAUUUCUCUCUGUUAUUGGUUAUCCGUUUAGUCAGAAUACCUCUUAUUUAAUCUAUAAUAAUAUAAGUGUCGCACGAAUUUUUUGUACGUUUGUAUACCUGCACGAUCAUUUUGUAUAUCGCAUCACGAAACAGUACUUACACGAUUUAUUACGGUUUCGAUUUUAAAAUUUGUCGAUCGGUUUUAUGGUAAGGAUCAUUCGAUUUUGCGAUACAACCAAAAAAACAAAAUCGAUUUCUAUUCGAUUAAAUGUCGCGGAGAAAAGACUCGCCGUGAUACAGAUUAAAGUUGAAGCACGAAGACGACCGAUUUUGCUCCUUACUGUUACGACAUUAAGGUCCACGUUUUAGAUGUUUGUUAAAUUAAAUGAAGGUACUGUAUUAAGAUUGCCGAUCGACAUUUGAAGCUUAUUUCUGAGUCGGGGGCCGAAUUGUCACGGGCCCAUGCAAGCGUUUCUCAGUUUCGUAAAGGAACUAUAUACUAGUAAUGUAAUCCCCCUUAAAUAAACUUCUACAUUUAAAAACUGGGACGAGAUAACAACGUUACUCGAUCGUCCCAAGUUCAUUUUUAGACAUAAGCUAGCUUAGUUAAGGUUUAAAAUAUACAAUACAUUUGAAUAGGCAUUUGUAACUCGAACAUUCUGUGUUGCUGUCAUUGAAAAAAAAAAACUACUAUUUUCUUUGUUGGUAACACUAGGUUCUAAGUGAAAUAACCUUUCGUUGCAGUAUUCGUUGGGAUUGUAAGCACCUUUGUCGGCUUCUUUAAUUGAUUUAAGUCGAUGGAUGAUUGUUGCGCUAUUUGUGUUACAUUAUUAUUAUUAUUUUUUCGUUAAGCCUUUUCGUCUUAGAUAGGUUACAAUAUACGUAGAUGUUUACAUUAAGGCAGACAGACGUGGUUAGAUAUGGCAACACUGGAAGCUAAAUAAAAACUUCACUUAAUACAAGAGUUACACGAAAACAGUAUUGUGCUCAAUUAUUUUAUACCGGCACCCAUAGAAGAACGUUCCACGUUUCCUACUCUUGAAUUUUUAAUAUUAUAUCAAUAACAGCUAUGUAACUACAUAAUAUAAAUCCAAAAUAAUUGUUUUUUUUAUAAAAUAUAGAUAUAUGUAACUUGAAAUUGUAGCAUUUGAUGUACACGCAUGCAUGUAAUACAUAUGUACGUAAGUAUUUUCGCAUUCUCUGGAACUAUUGUUUGUUUAUCCAACGCGGAGUCGUUGUGGCGGGAACGCACAAAAUGGCGGUCGGUACGUGCACAAAAUGGCGAAGAUGGUUGGAUGAAUAAAGUAUCUGAAGUAAGCUCUGGUCUGCUAGUUUUACGCCUAGGAUAUAAGACUUUUUUUUAAAUAAUAAUAAUAAUAAUAAAAAUAUAUUAAAUAAACAUUGUUUUCUACUGUAACGGCUUCUUUUCAAAUUGAUGUAACGUAACUAUAAUAUUAGCGUUAUUAAUGUAAUAAUAUAUCGUAAUGAAUACAUAGUUUUUGUCUCCUGUUUAAUAUUGUUUUUGUUUUCAGACCAAUUUUCAAACUUUUACUAUGUACUAUCGGAAUGGACUGCCAUAUUUUAACAGUUAUGUACUAUUAAAUGAACGGUCAUAAUGAACUAAACAUUUGUAUAAUCACUUUAAUUAAAUAAAACAUACAGUUUAUUCGUUUUACUUAAAAAAAUAAUGAGAUAUAUCUGAUUUCGUAUGACGCUGUAAGAUAUUUAUAAUUUAUAAUUAUCAUUUGCUAGUCCACGUCUUGAUAUGUUUAACAAAUAAUUUUAUUCUUAGCGGUGUAAUACUAAUUAAUAUAAUGUAUUGUGUAAAAAAACAUUUUUUUUUUUAGUUAUUAUCAAUAAAUUAAAAUUUGUUUAUUUUAA
Molecule: messenger RNA, 6308 nt
Organism: Bombyx mori (domestic silkworm)
Lineage: Eukaryota; Metazoa; Arthropoda; Insecta; Lepidoptera; Bombycidae
Gene: Gbeta13F
Product: heterotrimeric guanine nucleotide-binding protein beta subunit
Exons: 9
Coding region: 875-1897 (340 amino acids)
Biological process (GO): G protein-coupled receptor signaling pathway
Cellular component (GO): cytoplasm; heterotrimeric G-protein complex
Molecular function (GO): signaling receptor complex adaptor activity; protein binding
Source: RefSeq, a predicted model, not a curated record